This is a messenger RNA of Merops nubicus (carmine bee-eater), 2757 nucleotides long. RefSeq names its product epithelial cell transforming 2 (gene ECT2). Gene Ontology annotation, cellular component: nucleus; cell cortex. The coding region runs from base 16 to 2757 and encodes 913 amino acids. The record is from RefSeq and is a predicted model, not a curated record. Gene Ontology annotation, molecular function: guanyl-nucleotide exchange factor activity; GTPase activator activity. NCBI's taxonomy places the organism in Eukaryota, Metazoa, Chordata, Aves, Coraciiformes, Meropidae. The transcript is spliced from 25 exons. Gene Ontology annotation, biological process: mitotic cytokinesis; activation of GTPase activity; regulation of cytokinesis, actomyosin contractile ring assembly.
ACACAAGACCUAGUCAUGGCUGACAACAGUACCCUGGUGUCUGAAACCGGGAGGAGCCUCUUGGCUGAUUCUUCAGUCCUUGAUUCAAAAAUUACAGAAACUUCCAAAGAAAAUCUAUUUCCUGGAUCUGUUUUGGAUGUUGAAGAAGAAAUGUCUCAAAUAGAAACAAGAGUGGUUUUGGUUCAGGAAGCAGGGAAACGUGAGGAGCUUCUGAAGGCCUUGGAGACUAUUAAGAUAAUGGAAGUACCAGUUAUAAAGAUAAAGGAAACUAGUCCUGAUAAAUCAGAAGAAAAACUAAUAAAAAGUAUUAUUCAUAUGGAAAUUAAAAUACCCUACAUAAAGAUAGAGAUGAUAGAAGAACUUGGCGAUUCUGAUUCCCUGGAAUUUGAGACUAUCUUUGUUGUAUCAGACUUCCAAGAGUCGAUCUUUAAGAAGCUUUGCAAAGCUGAUUGCCGUGUCAUUGGGCCUCCAGUGGUACUGCACUGUGCACAAAAAGGAGAGCCUUUACCUUUCUCCUGUCGUCCACUGUACUGUGCAGCUAUGCUGAACUUGGUGCUGUGCUUUACAGGAUUCAGAAAGAAAGAUGAAUUGGUUAAGCUAGUGACCUUGGUUCAUCACAUGGGUGGAAUUAUUCGAAGGGACUUCAGCUCAAAAGUUACACAUCUGGUGGCUAACUCAACACAUGGGGACAAAUUCAGAAUUGCUGUAAGUCUUGGUACGCCUAUCGUGAAAGCUGAGUGGAUUUAUAAGGCUUGGGAGAGAAGGAAUGAAAUCAAUUUCUGUGCAGCUGAUGAUGACUUUAGAAAUCAGUUCAAGGUUCCUCCCUUCCAGGAUUGCGUCCUAAGUUUCCUUGGAUUCUCUGAUGAUGAGAAAGCUAACAUGGAAGAAAUGACAGAAAUGCAAGGAGGACAUUAUUUACCAGUUGGUGAUGAAAGGUGUACGCACUUAGUGGUUGAAGAAAACACAGUAAAAGAUGUUCCAUUUGAACCUUUAAAAAAGCUCUAUGUUGUGAAGCAAGAGUGGUUCUGGGGAAGCAUUCAGAUGGAUGCCAGAGCUGGAGAGUCGAUGUAUUUAUUUGAGAAGCCAGAGAGUCCUGGCCUGAAGAAGUCCGUGUCGCUGCUUUCUCUGAAUACUCCGAAUAGCAAUCGCAAGAGGCGCCGCUUGAAAGAGACCCUCGCCCAGCUGACCAGGGAGACGGACAUGUCGCCAUUCCCCCCUCGGAAACGCCCGUCAGCUGAACAUUCCCUUUCCAUUGGGUCCUUGCUGGAUAUUUCUAACACUCCAGAGACAAAUGCUACCAGUGGAGAAACACCUAAAUCCUGUGCAAGGCCUUCCAAAAAUUCAACUCCCCUUCCAGUAAAGCAGUCUGCAAGAUGGCAGGUUGCGAAGGAAUUGUAUCAAACGGAAAGUAACUACGUUGAUAUCCUAACAACAAUCAUUCAGUUAUUUCAAGUUCCACUGGAGAAAGAAGGACAGCUUGGGGGACCGAUCCUUGCGCAGGAAGAGAUUAAGACCAUAUUUGGCAGCAUUCCGGAUAUUCUUGAUGUACAUACUAAAAUCAAGGAAGACCUGGAAGAUCUUAUGAUGAAUUGGACUGAAAGCAAAAGUAUUGGUGAUAUCAUUCUUAAAUACUCAAAAGACUUGUUGAAAACAUACCCUCCGUUUGUGAAUUUCUUCGAAAUGAGCAAGGAGACUAUUACUAGAUGUGAAAAGCAGAAGCCAAGGUUUCAUGCCUUUCUAAAGAUAAACCAAGCUAAACCUGAAUGUGGCCGCCAGAGCCUAGCUGAACUCCUCAUUCGUCCUGUUCAAAGGCUGCCCAGUGUUGCUCUACUACUAAAUGAUAUUAAGAAGCAUACAGCAGAAGAGAACCCAGAUAAAAUAACUCUAGAGAGAGCAAUUGAAUCAUUAAAGGAAGUGAUGACACAUAUUAAUGAAGACAAAAGAAAAACAGAGGCACAAAAACAGUUCUUUGACGUUGUCUAUGAAGUUGAUGGAUGUCCAGCCAAUCUCUUGUCCUCUCACCGAAGCUUAGUUCAGCGCUUGGAAACCGUAGCACUUGGUGAUGACCUCUGUGACAGGGGUGAACAGGUCACACUCUUGUUCAAUGAUUGCUUAGAGAUCGCGAGGAAACGGCAUAAAGUUAUUGGUGCUUUCAAGAGCCCACAUGGGCACAUAAGGCCGCCUGCAUCUCUCAAGCAUGUUGUCCUCAUGCCUCUCUCCCAGAUCAAGAAAGUCCUAGACAUCAGGGAGACAGAAGAUUGCCAUAAAGCUUUUGCCUUAGUUGUGCGGCCACCUACAGAACUCAACAACAAGCUACUCAGCUUCCAGAUGACAACUGAAGAACCUCCUAAAGAAGAUUGGUUGAAGAUAUUGUGUCGGCAUGUGGCUAACACCAUUUGUAAAGCAGAUGCAGAAAAUCUCAUUUAUACUGCUGAUCCUGAUUCUGUUGAAGUAAAUACUAAAGAUAUGGACAGUACUCUAAGCAGAGCAUCCAGGGCAAUAAAGAAAACAUCAAAAAAGGUUACAAGAGCAUUUUCUUUCUCAAAAACACCCAAGAGAGCCCUUCGAAGGGCUUUGAUGUCACACAGUGCGACAGAAGGAAGAAGCCCCAACUCGGCUACCGAGGGUUACGCAGGCAGCCGCCUGACCGGCACCUCAUCGCUAGCAGGUGUUCCUUCUCCUUCCUUGGUCAGUCUUCCCUCAGUCUUUGAAAAAAGGAGUCAUACGCUAAGUCGGUCAACAACCCACUUGAUAUGA